This is a messenger RNA of Penicillium salamii, 213 nucleotides long. NCBI's taxonomy places the organism in Eukaryota, Fungi, Ascomycota, Eurotiomycetes, Eurotiales, Aspergillaceae. The record is from the annotation of a GenBank genome assembly.
AUGUGCUACAAAGUCGUCGAGCGCUACUCCGUCUGCAAAUGUCUCUAUUUCGAACACUCCAUCGACCCCUGUCAAGCCUACGGCCAACGCGGCCAUACAGUGCAGGAAAAGACCGUCCUGGUCGGCUACGCGUGUGAUCGUCACUCGCGUUCAUCUGGUGGACCCCGCAGGUCGGAUUCCGGGUAUUCAAGCGAAAAAGGGUCUUGUCGGUGA